Messenger RNA from Talaromyces atroroseus, 2274 nucleotides. RefSeq names its product Ino eighty subunit 1. The coding region runs from base 1 to 2274 and encodes 757 amino acids. Gene Ontology annotation, cellular component: Ino80 complex. The record is from RefSeq and is a predicted model, not a curated record. The transcript is spliced from 2 exons. Lineage: Eukaryota; Fungi; Ascomycota; Eurotiomycetes; Eurotiales; Trichocomaceae.
AUGGCGGACGUCGACUCAGCCCCCGUCGAUAAUUCCUUCGCUGCCUCUGAACCCGGAGACGACGCAAGCGCACACAACACCGUCAGCGCGACAGUUGGCACUCGACGUCAGGCCAAUGGAACCAUCGGAUCGGUCUAUUCAGGAAACCGGAUCAAACACCUCAAGAAAGACGAUGGCAUCCCGCUUUGGCGCAAAGAUAUUCAAUACCAGUUCCUUAAACUCGUCUUUGAAGAUAAGACUCCAGUAUUCACACGCUACUCUGACGGGGCGAAGAACCUCGAUUUUGCCGACGUCUACAUAGACUGCAUGGCUAGGAGUAGCAAGACGAGCAAGAUUUUGAAGGACAAGCUGCAGAGUGAUAAAAGGGCCGCUAUCAGCAUGGCGAUGGUGUGUCUCUUGGUUAAUGUUGGCCGAAUGAACACUACCCUGAAUUUCUUCCCCGAAAUGCGAGCGCAACUAAGAACGUACCAUUCAAUCCCAUCCCUCCAGGCAAACCAGGAUCCGAACGCAUACAAGCAGCUACAGGAUGCCCCGCGCCUGAAGUCGAUCUUGAAAGGCGCUUCAGAAGACAACAAUCAACCUCCGACGAUGGAGAAGCUUAGAGAAUCACCAAAGCCUCGCACCAACCCGGUGCACCUCAUUUUCCUCCUUUCCCAGUAUGCGCCGAUGAUAUCCGAGGUGCAUUUUCCUGCCCCCUACGACUUUUUUGACUUGGUUAUGCGAAGUACCUUGAGCAGUAGAAGCAGAGCACGGGCUUUCCUAUGGCUGAUGUGGUGGUACCUGGAAAGCGAUUUCACGCGUGAAGAUGCUUUGAAUAACCCCUUUGGGUCUGGCCUGGAAGGAGAAGGCACAGGGGGCUUGCCUCAACGGGUACCGGCGCUUGAGAGCUUGACAGAGGAACAGGCGGAUGAAGAAAACCGAGAUACUCCCGAGGAAUUGAAAUACGGAGAUGAGAAGCAGCGAGAACGCAAGCGUAUUCUAGAGGAAGAUGAGCCUCUUCCAAGGAUUACAAAGCGUGUCAAGAAACAUGAUUUAGGCUACGAUGAUGACCAGAUUGGUUCUGCGAACUCAACUCCGCUUCACCCGUCUGCUCGUCGGAAUGGGCUGUUGAACGAGGAAGAGGAAGACUGGAUUGCGCUAGGGAACUCCGCUCACUCAAAAAACAAACGUCCGAAUCGUGAUUCGCCUGCAAACAGAUCGGCAACAAACCAGCGUCUUGUGCUGAAAACGAAAAUGGAUUCUACCUCCGCCGAGGCGUCGUCGCCCGCUCCUCCAGGAGCAGGUCACCCUAUCAUCAACCAAUACGUUGCCGAGGCAAUAACACCAAGUCAAAGCCAUUCGUCUCGUCGGCCACGCCCUUUAACGCAACACCAGUUAGCAGUGGAACAAAAUCGCCGACAUCGCAUAGAGUAUCUGUUGGCCCGGCGAAAAAAUGAGGCAUACAAGGUUCUGCGGGCUCGUCGUGAGAGUGAACCUGCAUUUCUCCACUGGAUGCGUAUUGCCCCUCAUUUGCUGGAGACUAAGAGUAUUGAUGAGUUCAAUGUACACGGCGAUAUGGCGCUGAUGACGGAUUUACUACUCAAGAGUGGCUACGAAGACUUUGGAGAGACAGCACAUUACUACUUGUCUGUGACUCGCAAGGCACUUAGAAGAUUGGACCGGUGGGACUGGGAGAAAGCCAACGGACCUAGCAAAGACCGCAAAAAGGCCCGGGAAGAGCGUCAAAAGGCAUAUCAGAAUGGCACUGCUCUUGCGGGCUUUGGGGGUAGCGCUAUUCAAUCAUCCCGCUCGGCUCGGUCGCGACCCCGGCCUCCCAGACGCAAGCCAGCUCCUGCGACCAGCUCAACUCCUUCAAAGGGAGGACAGAAAUCUACUGCAGGUCCUUCUGGGGAAGCUACAGGUCAAGAUGCCAACAAGCUAUUCCCAGAUAAAAGCAGCUUGGGCAACGCUGCGGCGGCGGCGGCGACACCUUCCAGUCGAGACAAACCUGCGCGUGACGAGGCGGAGUUUGAUGGCGAAGAGGAAGCGUUCGACGACGCGGACAAGGACGGACUCGGCGAGGCAAGCGGCCAUGAAGAUGACGAUUCCGAGCUCUCAUACGCCGAAGACGAUGAGCAUGACGAAGAAGGCGACGACGAAGAAUUGGACGAGGUCGAAGGGGAAGGCGACUAUUCGAUGCUCGAGGGCCGCAAUGGCUACGACAGCGACUCGGAAGUGGCAGACGACGACGUCGAGCAGGCGGGCGAUGAGGAUGAGGUUAUGGAAGACCAAUAG